AUGUCGAACAAAACCCAAAAACCCGUAUACAACACCGACAAUGGCGAAAAACCACCUCCAUCAUUAGAUGAUGCGAAAAUCAGUCCGGAAAUAUUCUUCAAGCUAGCUGCUCUUGAUCUCGAAUCUGAUGCAAAAUCAGACUCUGAGUUCGAGGAAGAGUAUGAAGAUUGCCAGGAACCAUAUUACAGACGUGAAGACAGAUCAAAUCAACAUGAGUCAUAUGAAGGUAGUUAUAGACCGCAAAAUACCCCUGGAAGAGAUGAGUACUGCAGACCAACAGCUCCUUAUCCACCUUAUCCAACUUGUCCAUCAGAAUCCGACGAACACCGUGAAAACCUUCGAGAUGCCCGUGCUGCUGGGUAUGCUGCAAACAGAGAAGAGUAUUGCAGACCUCACGUUCCUUAUCUAUAUGAAGACCAAUAUGACAGUCAAAGAAACGCUCGACGAUCAACUUCACCUCCCCCACAAACUAGAUAUGAAUCUAGAUCUACCUAUCAAUACUCAUCCUCAACCUCAUCUGCAAGCCGCACACGAGCAGAGAUAUUAAGGGAUUUUGAGGAGGGAAGAGAGGAAAGAGAAAGAUUAAGAGAAAGACUUCAGACAAGAAAAGAAAAUCGGGAAGAAAGGCUCAGAAGAAAAGCCGAAGCCGAAGAAGAAGAAUUGAGGAGAUUGGAAGAGCGUUUGCAAUACAACAUAGCACAAGAGGAAGAACGUGUUGGGGAGCGUUUUAGGCAGAGACAAAACGAAAACCGUUCGAACGAGGCGUUUGAAAAUCGUAGCAGAUACCGAACUCGGGAAAGUCCUAGAUAUGAAGAACCUAGAAUCUAUGAAUCUCGUGAAUCUUACGAAGCUCGUAAUUGUCCUAUCUAUAGAUCAGUUCCUAUGUAUGGACUUGAUUAUGAGAGAAAGGAAGUUAGGGUCCCAGAGCCGGGACAGGGAGAGUCAUUUAGAGUUAAAGUCCCUGAGGGUUGGAGAGUUGUGGUUGUGGCCGUGGAUUACAUAAGUUAA
Sclerotinia sclerotiorum 1980 UF-70 is the source of this 1008-nucleotide messenger RNA. RefSeq lists its product with no specific name. The transcript has a single exon. NCBI's taxonomy places the organism in Eukaryota, Fungi, Ascomycota, Leotiomycetes, Helotiales, Sclerotiniaceae. The coding region runs from base 1 to 1008 and encodes 335 amino acids. The record is from RefSeq and is a predicted model, not a curated record.